UAUUGUCGCGUUAUAUUACGUUAAAUGAGAUGUUAUAUAUACAUAAUUUUAUUAUUUUUAUUGUAGGAUAUAUAAUAUUCAACAAUGACGACAAUCGAAACUCUGCAAGUAAAUGAAAGAUCAUUUACAAUUGCAUUGAAGGCUUUGAGAAUAGGCCACGAAAUAAAUUGUGGACCUAAUUUAAGCACAAAAAUCUGGAAAUUGAUAAUGGUUGACAAAGAGGGUGUCCAAAUUGGAGUGACAAUGUUCAAUAAUGAAAUAAGCAAAUUUGGAAAAAAGUUUGAAUCCAACAAAACGUAUUUAAUCUCUAAUGGAGAGGUUAGAAACGUUAAUACUAUGUAUCCAAGCAUCCAUAGAGAAAAAGAGAUCAUACUCAAUAGAUACUCUGAUAUAAAGGAAGCAUUCGACGAGAUAGAGUAUAAAAUACCAUAUAAUUUUGUGGAGUUCAACGAUGUGGAACAAAAGCUUGACAAGGAAGAAGAGUUUGGUAAGUGAAAUUAGUUUAAAAUAUUCCUUCAAAUAAAACAUACAUUAAACUCUAAAUAUAUAAUUAUAUAAAUAAAAACAAAAAAAUUGUCACAGAUAUUUCUGGAAUGUUAGUACAAGUACAAAAAA
This is a messenger RNA of Salvia miltiorrhiza (redroot sage), 615 nucleotides long. RefSeq lists its product as uncharacterized. Lineage: Eukaryota; Viridiplantae; Streptophyta; Magnoliopsida; Lamiales; Lamiaceae. Bases 85 to 495 code for a protein of 136 amino acids. The record is from RefSeq and is a predicted model, not a curated record. The transcript has 2 exons.